AGAAGGGGAGUGUAGGGGGAGGUCACUGCUAUAUAGCUGCCUCUUCUGACAAGCUGCAGUUAGUUCAGGACCAGGAGCUGCUCUGUGAUCUGCACUGAACACCCAGGCCCCUUUAAGGAGGACAAUAUCUCAGGAUAACAUUCGUAUAACACAAGCCUGACUACACGCAGGGAGAACAAUGAGGAUCGUCGGGAUACUCGUCCUUAUCUCGGCCCUACAAGUCAUCCAAUCCAGAGACUCCUUGGUAAAGCUGGUGAACAAUGGAUACGAAGAUAUUAUCCUCGCGAUAAACCCCAAGAUUCCUGAGAACAAAAAGAUCAUCGAGAAUAUUAAGAAAAUGGUUACAGAUGCUUCUUCCUACAUGUUGCAAGCUACAGAAAACAGAGUCUAUAUCAGAAGUGCAAAGAUUCUUAUCCCCAAUACCUGGUCCAGCAACAGCUCGUAUGGCCGGCCAAAAACCGAGUCCUACGACAAGGCGGACGUCAUCAUUGCUGAUCCUUUUAUUUACGGAGAUUAUCCUUACACCUUGCAAUACGGCGGCUGCGGAGAGAGAGGAAAAUACAUCCAUCUUACGCCAAACUUUAUCCUGAACGACAAAGUCCUGCGGAUAUACGGGCCCCGAGGUCGGGUCUUGGUCCAUGAAUGGGCUCACCUCCGAUGGGGAGUAUUCGACGAGUACAAUGACGACAUUCCCUUCUAUCUCAGUAAACAGGGCAAUCCAGAAGCAACAAGAUGUCCCCUGAGUUUGGAUGGAGUAUAUAAAGUCGAUGUUUGCGUAGGACCGAAAUGUGAGAAAGUAGACUGUGAUGUGGACUCAGUGACCGGCCUCUUCGAGGAGGACUGUGCGUUCUAUCCUAAGGUGGACCGAAGUGUUACCGAAUCAGUUAUGUUCGGACAAGCCCUGGACCCGGUCCAUGCGUUCUGCAAAGAGUCUUCUCACAAUAAAGAAGCUCCAAAUCAACAGAACAGAUUGUGCAACCAGAAGAGCACAUGGGACGUCAUCAUGAACUCUCCUGACAUGAAGACGAGCGCUCCGCUGGCCAACACCGAAAUCCCCAACCCUACCUUCUCCCUGCUGCAGUACAAGGACAGAGUGGUCACCUUGGUUCUGGAUGUUUCUGGAAGUAUGGGCGGAUAUGAUCGGAUCAGCCGUCUCUACCAAGCCUCUGAAGUCUACAUCAUGCAGGUCGUGGAGUCCGGAUCCUACGUUGGGAUCGUCACCUUCUCGUCUGAUGCAGCAAUUCAGUCCGAACUGGUUAAAAUUGUUGACACCUUCCAGAGAGAAAACCUGAAGAAACUUCUGCCAAAAGCGGCUACUGGUGGCACAAACAUUUGCGCUGGAGUUCGCAAGGGAUUCGAGGUAAACAAAAAACUUGAUGGCAGCACAUACGGCACCGAAAUAGUCCUGCUGACCGACGGGGAGGACAGCGGCAUCAGCAGCUGCUUUGAAGAAGUGAGGACCAGCGGAGCCAUCAUUCACACCAUCGCUCUGGGAAACAGUGCGGAUAAAGCCCUGGAACAACUGUCCAAUAUAACAGACGGCUUACAGCUUUACGCAUCUGAUAACGUUGACGCCAAUGGUUUGAUCGACUCGUUCAGCGGGAUCACUUCCAGCAGUGGAGACUCUUUACAGCAAUCUAUUCAGAUUGAAAGUGCUGCAACCACCAUCAAUGCAAACAAAUGCCUGACCGGCAAAGUGACCAUCGAUAACACUGUGGGCAAUGACACCUUCUUUUUAGUCACAUGGACCAGUCUGAUUCCAAAUAUUGAACUUAAAGAUCCCAAAGGGAAACAAUAUCAGAACGCUCAGUUUGUCAGUGACACCGUCUCAAAAUCGGCUCGACUCACCAUCCCGGGCACAGCAGAGACUGGAGACUGGGAAUACAAUCUAUGUAACACUCAUUCGGUGGAUCAAGUUCUUGGUUUGACAGUAAACUCCAGAGCAGCCAAUCCGGAUGUGCCCCCGAUCAUCGCCGAAACGUAUAUGAACGCUGACACCGGCACUUUCCCCUCUCCAAUGAUCAUAUAUGCGACGGUCACUCAGGGACUUGCUCCGGUUUUGGGAGCAAAAGUUACUGCGUUUAUCGAGCCCCAAAAUGGAAAAGUGGUAACCCUGCCGCUCCUGGACAAUGGUGCAGGUGCCGAUAUUAUCAAGAAUGACGGUAUAUACUCCAGAUUCUUCACCGACUAUAACGGCAACGGCAGAUAUAACCUUAAAGUGCGCGUAGAAAGUCAAGAAAAAGACAGCAAAGCCACCUUGCCAAAAAGCCGGGCAUUGUACCUCCCUGGAUACGUAGAGAAUGGCACCUUGAUCACAAAUCCACCAAAACCAACUAUUACUGUUCCGGAUCUGAAUUUGGGAAAUUUUAGUCGUACGGCAUCGGGAGGAGCUUUUGUUGUGGCAAAUGUACCAGAGGGCCCAUUACCGGACGUCUUUAAGCCGAGUAAAAUCACCGACUUGACUGCAGUUAUUGAGAGCCAACAGGUGAUCCUGUUCUGGACGGCAACCGGUGAUAAUGGAGAUAAAGGGAAUGCUUCCAGUUACGAUUUACGUAUGAGCCUCUCCAGCGAGGAGCUCUUGGUCAACUUUGAAAAUGGCACGGCCAUCAACAUCUCCAGCCUUACACCAUCGCCAGCCGGAUCAAGAGAAAUAUUUGGUUUUAGUCCUAAGGGGAUUACUAUUAAAAAUGGCACCAUUCUACACUUUGCCUUGGUUGCUAUAGACAAGAUGAAUCUGAGGUCAGAACCAUCUAACGUGGCACGGGCAGCUCUGUUCAUACCGGCGCCAAAGCCGAGUCCACAACCUACGAUUAAACCAGGAAAUUCAGCCAACAGCGUAUUAGGAACUGGAUACACCUUGAUUUUGACUCUCGCGAUGAUGCUGGUUGCUUUUCAUCUCUGAAGCACAAGUCGAAUGUCAUGACACGAGAUAUUGAACUGAAGCCACUACCAAUGGGACUUUCUAAAGACUUGUACAUAUACUUUUCAAUCACAUUCUAUGCUGGUUACCGAUGACAGCCAGCGUUGUGCCAUUUCCGAGGCCUGUACUUCUUGGGUAACUCCUAGACAACUUACGACUGUCUUAUCUCUGGACGAUGCCGGUUGAGGUUGAACCUUGGUUCGAUUAUGUGAAAACCAACCAUUACUAUUGAAAAACCUUUGGCCAAUUGACUGAACAUUUUUCUUAUGUCAGAUUCUACUAAGCUGGCCGGCGCGAACAAACAAUGGUUUGUCAAAAUGUCCAAAGUGUAUGGCCUGCUUAAAGGACAUCUGUACUGCAUGAAUUUUACAUAUUCUUGUGCCCGGGUUGCAAAAAUAAACCUUAACUCACCUUCCUACAUUCCCCCGUUGCUUGGGUACCGGCCUCACGGUCCUCUGCUGCGGUCCUCUUGCUGCUUCCUGGUGACUGUAACGUCACUGAGCCAUCAGCGUAUCAGCGUCCGCAGUGAUGUCCCACUUCGGCCGAUGAUGGGCUGAGCGCACUGUCA
Hyla sarda is the source of this 3488-nucleotide messenger RNA. Its product is annotated as calcium-activated chloride channel regulator 1-like. Gene Ontology annotation, molecular function: intracellularly calcium-gated chloride channel activity. The coding region runs from base 179 to 2902 and encodes 907 amino acids. Gene Ontology annotation, biological process: chloride transport. The record is from RefSeq and is a predicted model, not a curated record. Lineage: Eukaryota; Metazoa; Chordata; Amphibia; Anura; Hylidae. The transcript is spliced from 15 exons.